Molecule: messenger RNA, 1548 nt
Organism: Caretta caretta (loggerhead turtle)
Lineage: Eukaryota; Metazoa; Chordata; Testudines; Cheloniidae
Source: RefSeq, a predicted model, not a curated record
AUGGGAGAAGGACCCCAUAGGCUCAAAGGGCGGGCCCGUGAGCCUAGAAAGAAGCAAGUUAAGGUCCCAUUGUGGGACAGGAGCCCAGACCUGCAGGAAGAGCCUCUUGAGGCCUCUCAGGAAUCUGAUCAACUUGUCGUGAGAGAAUACCAUCUGACCUUGGAUCAGCGGGUGGAAAGCGGAGAUGACUGCAAGGUGCACCCUGAUGGAAGAGAGGGCCAGUCCCCGGUUCUUAAGAUGAAGCAGCCAUACCCACAGCCACAGCCAUACCCACAGCCACACCCACAGCCACACCCACAGCCACACCCACAGCCAUACCCACAGCCACACCCACAGCCACACCCACAGUCAUACCCACAGUCAUACCCACAGCCACACCCACAGCCAUACCCACAGCCACACCCACAGCCAUACCCACAGCCACACCCACAGCCACACCCACAGCCAUACCCACAGCCACACCCACAGCCACACCCACAGUCAUACCCACAGCCACACCCACAGCCAUACCCACAGUCAUACCCACAGCCACACCCACAGCCACACCCACAGUCAUACCCACAGCCACACCCACAGCCACACCCACAGUCAUACCCACAGCCAUACCCACAGCCACACCCACAGCCACACCCACAGCCAUACCCACAGCCACACCCACAGCCACACCCACAGCCAUACCCACAGCCACACCCACAGCCAUACCCACAGCCAUACCCACAGCCACACCCACAGCCAUACCCACAGCCACACCCACAGUCACACCCACAGCCAUACCCACAGCCACACCCACAGCCAUACCCACAGCCAUACCCACAGCCACACCCACAGCCAUACCCACAGCCAUACCCAUACCCACAGCCACACCCACAGCCAUACCCACAGUCAUACCCACAGCCAUACCCACAGCCACACCCACAGCCACACCCACAGUCAUACCCACAGCCACACCCACAGCCAUACCCACAGCCACACCCACAGCCACACCCACAGUCAUACCCACAGCCACACCCACAGUCAUACCCACAGCCAUACCCACAGCCACACCCACAGCCACACCCACAGCCAUACCCACAGCCACACCCACAGCCAUACCCACAGUCAUACCCACAGCCACACCCACAGCCACACCCACAGUCAUACCCACAGCCACACCCACAGUCAUACUCACAGCCAUACCCACAGUCACACCCACAGCCAUACCCACAGCCACACCCACAGCCACACCCACAGCCAUACCCACAGUCACAACCACAGCCACACCCACAGCCACACCCACAGUCAUACUCACAGCCAUACCCACAGCCAUACCCACAGUCACACCCACAGCCAUACCCACAGCCACACCCACAGCCACACCCACAGUCAUACCCACAGCCAUACCCACAGCCACACCCACAGCCACACCCGCAGUCAUACCCACAGCCACACCCACAGCCAUACCCACAGCCACACCCACAGUCAUACCCACAGCCAUACCCACAGCCAUACCCACAGUCAUACCCACAGCCACACCCACAGCCAUACCCACAGCCAUACCCAGAUUCUUAG